AUGUCUAGUGAGUCCGCCCCAUUAGACAUCCUCCGUGAUUCCUAUUGGCCCUGUCUCCGCGACCUUCUCAUGUGUGGCGAAGCGACCCCUUACCCCGAGACCCCGUACGUGAUCACGCUUGGCAAUAUGCCCGAGCUUCGUUCCCUGGAGCUUGUGCUUACGCUCCGGCCCGGCGUCACCGCUCCAAUACUCUGGCCGUCAGACUACGAUGCGGCCUGCCCAUGGCCCCAUCUCCAAUCCUUCACAACAUGCCAUGCAAACCUCGAGGACGAGAUUUAUCGUCAUCUUCCCCCCACUCUACGACGACUUCUCCUUUACUCGUAUCCAUAUUAUGGCAACAUCAUAUGGGAGACCAGUAGCGGAGUCCGCGAGCGGCAACUGCAAGGCGCGCUGCUGACCGCGUCGCAAAUGUUGGAGCUGCUGAGCCGGUGCCAGACUCCCGACCUCACCGAGCUCGCUGUGGAAUUCUUCGCUGAUGAUCAUGAGUUUGCCCUGUGGCGCUUCCUUCCGCGCGCGUUCCCUCGCUUGACCUCGCUCACUAUCCACGUCUAUCGUGCGGAGAACGCGCCCGCAGAUACUCUCGUGCCACACAUUGCUCGAGAUCUCGCACGCCUCACACAUCUGACGACUCUCCGGAUACAUCCUGGGUUCGCACCAAUCUUCGAACCCCCCAUGCCGUUCGGUGGUAUCUAUCUUGGCGGUCCGAGCCCGCGCACUCCGAGCGCAGCGGAGGAGCGCCUCAAGGCGGCACGCGAUCGCGCGGCUCGAACCUUUGCGGACACCCUGUCCUCGUCGCUACACACCAUAUUCUUGCUACAUCCUCGCCUACCCGGAGCGCACUGGAUACAAUACCGCAUUGUGCCGGGGAAACAACCGCAAAACAAGAGCCGGGCAGGGCGAUGUUACGAACUCCGGUAUGCUCGUGGUCUUAUUCUCGCAACGGUGGAGGGAAGCGAUCGUAUUAUCUCAAGCUAG
Molecule: messenger RNA, 975 nt
Organism: Trametes versicolor FP-101664 SS1
Lineage: Eukaryota; Fungi; Basidiomycota; Agaricomycetes; Polyporales; Polyporaceae
Exons: 3
Coding region: 1-975 (324 amino acids)
Source: RefSeq, a predicted model, not a curated record